AUGAAUGCAGAGCUGGGGUCUCACUCAGGCGACCGGAAGACGGCGACGAACAUAGUCGCCACUGCACCAGAAAUUUGGAUACAAGACUCGGAACCAUACGAGAACGCUGACCGCCUUGCCCAGCAAAUACUCGAGACCGCCACCAUCUACUUGAUAGAACGGACUCAAGACGCAUGCACUCGAGAGGCCUUCCGGAGUGCUGCAGAGCUGCAGGCCAGAUUAGACGCAGGCAAAAUAACAGACAGCCAGCGCCUGAUCGUGGUACACGGGUUGCCCCUGAAUUAUGUUGAAGUUCUCCGCGGCGAGCUAGAUAUUGACGCCGAGUUCAUUGAAGCCCAUGCGAGAAGGCGGAGUUACCGUCCGUCGAGGCGGGCGGCAAAGAUUCGGAGUGUCAGCUUUGACUAUCCCGAGCUUGUCACGAGUACGGGAUUGCAACCGACAGUGUCGAACGAAGGACGGCGGCUCUCAGAUACGGCAGAAGCCGAUGUAAUGGGAAAUGCGCCAAAGUGUGCCAUAUCCAAAUCAGGCGAUGAGGCUGUAUUCUGCCGCGCUUCGCUGUGGAUUAGCGAGACGACAAACGUCCUGUUUUUGGAUCGGCCAUUGUGGAGAGAGCCUUCAUCACUGAUCGUCAAAGCGCGACAGCCAUUUUCCGUGACUAGACCUUGCGAAUGCACAUCGAGUAAGCAGCGUGCCUGGCAUCUCGAUUUCGUACCUGGUGGCAAGGACGUCGAUAGCUUGCAGCAUCGCCUCUGGGACGCCUUAGGCGAAGAGAUAUUGCCAAGAGCCAAUCUUGUUGAAUGUCUCUCCAGAAUCGCUUUCGACCACUGGAUCGAGCUCCUCGAAGUGGUGUCUUUCGAGACACAGCGUGGCUCGUCUGACCUGCCCGCCUUAUUCUGGCAAAUGCAGCGCUCUCUCGAAUCGAAUCUGUAUGCUUGCAGCUUCUGGGAAACGUCGAGUGCUCUACGAGACUACGCACAGCCUGACUGGAAAGCACUGCUUGACCGAGUAGAAAGGACGGCGAAGCUGAUGAUUCAACUAAAUCCAACCGUCACCACAGUUAGAGUUCCUAUGCGAGACUUGAAAACGCCAAAGCAACCAAAAAAGGGAGACAGCACCGAGAAAUAUGGGAGCUCGGAUUCCAAAGCGAAUCAACAAAGUUUGGAUCGCGUGAGCUAUUUGGGCGGCAUCUUGCUCCCGAUCUCUAUUGUCUCCGGCAUUCUGUCGAUGGGUGACACCUUUGGUCCAUACGGAGACAAAUUCUUCGUAUUUUGGGCCGUGGCAAUGCCGCUAACGCUUCUCACGCUGCUCAUUAUCUACGCCGACUCCAUUCGCAAAGCAGAAGUGUGGAUCGAAGUAGCAGUCGGUGACCAAGGAAGUAAUCCGAACACUGACGUCUCACCGGGCCCAAAGCCAGGAAUGAACCUGCAGCCGAGAAUAGCGAGAAUAACAACCCCCCAGCUUGAACAGGCGAUUCAAUUCAGUUACAAUGAGUCAACUCCCAUCGAAAACCGUGUCGAUGAAGCGCUAGCGAACGAUGAGAUACCUGAGAGGCAGUCGGAACCAGAACUAGUAGUCCACCAACGAUUUGGCCAUGCUUCUCAUGGCCAAUGGAAGAAGGAAGAACUCGGUUGGCUGGGAGCAGGGAAGACCAUUCUACAGAUUUACAAGCUGAAGAAAACCAGAGGUGCACCAACUGGUGCGGCACGGUCGAGAGGUUGGAGGGUCGAUUGA
This is a messenger RNA of Pseudomassariella vexata, 1731 nucleotides long. RefSeq lists its product as uncharacterized. The transcript has 2 exons. Bases 1 to 1731 code for a protein of 576 amino acids. The record is from RefSeq and is a predicted model, not a curated record. NCBI's taxonomy places the organism in Eukaryota, Fungi, Ascomycota, Sordariomycetes, Amphisphaeriales, Pseudomassariaceae.